UUCUUCCGUCAGCCCGGCCAGCGCGGGACGGCCAGCAUCCCGAGCAGUCCAGGAACGAACCAUCGUCGCGAGCAGAAGCAGGAUUUGGCGCGUCUUUCUCCGAAAGUCUGUGAGCGAGUGCCGCGAUCGCCGAACUGACAAAAAAAAGGCCAACUCGGCACCCUCGGAUUUUUUCGUCUGCGACCGUCAUCCUCGGCGUCAAUCGUUCUCCGUCCCGCCGGUUGUAUACCAUACAGCGAUGAAGAACCGCGGUGUCUGCUCGUCGCUGGCCUGCGCGCCCCUGGCCCUGCUCCUGGCGACGGUGGUCUCGCAGUGGAACGCCGAGGCGUUCCCGCAGGGUGGUCCUGCCGAGUCUUGUGACUCGAUGCUGCCCCGGCACGUCUACACGGCGCCCAAGCCGGCGCACGAAUCUCCCUACACGUUCGUGGCUUCUGCCAACCGUUUCUCCUUCCAGAACGUCGACGGCAUCCAGGUUGAGCUGGGCGGCGCACCCUUCAAGGGCUUCUUCAUUGCUGCCAUGGACCCGCGCACCCAGAAGCGCAUCGGCUCCUUCCUCAAGGUGAAGGGCACGCACCCGGUCAGCUGCAGCGCCGUCACGCACAACGACGCGCACCCCAAGAGCCACGUGUCCCUGCUCUGGCUGCCGCCCCAGAACCAGCCUGAGGGAGAGGUCGUCUUCAUGGCGACCGUCGUGGAGUCGUACGCUCGGUACUACACCGGCCUGGUGGCAGCUGUGCCUGCUGUCCCGACGCUGCAGUACAUCAAGAAGAAAUAGAAAGCCAACACGCUUAGGACAAGAACGGGAGGGGGCGCACCCAAGAGCCAUAUUAUGCGCGCUCGGGUUCACCUCCACAAGCGAAGAACAGAUUUUUUUUUUUUUUUUUUUUUUUGUACCCAGAGUUCCGGAAGCCGCAACCGACCCUGCGUUCGUUGAUUAGCGCAGCGCGUUUGACUAUUCGAGUUUGUAUACCAGAGUUACAGAGCCUUUUCUUUUUUAAUCUGCAUAGUGUUUGAACUGAAAUCAAAGAGCGUGGCGAGUUGAAAGGCGCACCUAAGGCGACCCAUCAGUUAGGCGAGUUCAAAAUGGAACGUGCGCGACGUGGUCUCUCAGUCGCGUCGCACAGGGCUUAUUUAUAUAAAGACACAUUACAAACUGUGGCUACUCCAAGCGUGUCGGCGCUUUUAUCCAGUCACACAAUACGCGCGGUGCUGCCCGCGUGGCUACUUCGCCUGAAGGGUUUAAGACCACCAAGAGAUGGCUCUAACGAAGACAAUAUUUGGAACUUUGGGCGUAGGUGCUUUGCAGAGUAGUCUCCUUGCUUGUAGAGGUGAAUCGCCGACGUGUCCUUUCUGCGCUCUGCUGCUCUAGAAGAGCCAGCGCGUGGGUGGGAGUGGCGCCAGAGAUUCACAAGUUGUACAGAAACGAGCGUGUCUCGACAAGUUGCAAGGUCGAAAAGCUCUUGUGCUGUGAGGAAUCAUUGUUACGUUUUAUUUUUUUAGUCACUUUUAUCCAACAGAAUAGCUUCGUUCGAAUGUCUUUGUUAAAGACAGGAACGUUAUUAGCAAGAUUUCGUCUAGGUUAUAAUCUUCCGGAAAUUUCCAUACUCGUUGAACGCUUUGGCAGCAUUGAAUCGCAUAUGUGGAAGCUACAGCGUCAGUGCAGUUGGAAAAUUGGGCGCUAAUAACUAGCGAUAGAUUUCUACAUAUCUAGUUGCGUUGAAUACGUUGCUUUGUACGCGGGAGGCUACGCACCAUCCGUUUUUAUGCCAUUUUAUCCACGACAAAACAAAGAUUGUGUGUUGUUAUCGAGUAAACUAGGAUAUAGAUAUAACAGGGAUGACGUUCGCUCAUUCAGAUUACCACGUGUGCUCAGCAGCAGCAGCAGCAGUUUUCUUUUUUUUUUUCUUUUGUACCAUACUUCCAAUAUUUGUAUUGUGUCUUUUUAAGUUUUGUUUUUAAGAAUAGUUAUGUUAAAGAUUACUUUUAAGAACAAGCGAAACUCAUUGCUUUUAUAUUUUAUGCACCCUCGCCGGUCUAUUGUAUAAUAAUACUCUCGCCAUACGAUACCGCUACGGGCCCACAGAUAUACCAUGGAUGCAUGCGUCAUUUGUUGCAGUCGGUUUUCUUGAAGCGUACCUCUAUACUUAACGUAUUUAUUAGUGCGCAAUUUCGACUUGAGGCUUGGAAUGAUGCAGUCUGUGUGGUCCAGCUUUGUGUGCAAAGAACACGCAGCUUGCAGUGGAGCUUAACAGGAACGCUAUUAGCCAUGCUUUCUUUAACAAGUUCGAUAGAAAGAAACCAAGACACUGUGCAUCAGCCACACUGGAGCUGCUGGAAAUGGUUUCCAGUGGCGCUGUUAAACGUUUAGCAACAUUGUUAAUAAAAAACGUCCAGAAAAAUG
Molecule: messenger RNA, 2401 nt
Organism: Dermacentor silvarum
Lineage: Eukaryota; Metazoa; Arthropoda; Arachnida; Ixodida; Ixodidae
Product: putative ferric-chelate reductase 1
Exons: 3
Coding region: 239-775 (178 amino acids)
Molecular function (GO): oxidoreductase activity, acting on metal ions
Source: RefSeq, a predicted model, not a curated record